Messenger RNA from Phyllotreta striolata, 2946 nucleotides. The record is from the annotation of a GenBank genome assembly. NCBI's taxonomy places the organism in Eukaryota, Metazoa, Arthropoda, Insecta, Coleoptera, Chrysomelidae.
GUCGAUUAAGAAGUUUAAUUUUACAUUCCAAACUUGUACAAAAGGCACUCACUUUUUACUUUUUACUAUUACAAACGAUAUACGAUGAAGUAGAAAACAAUUUCAUACAGUAACACUAAUCAACAAAUACUAAUACAUUAAUCAACAGUCUACCAUAAAUAAAACCUAAAAUACUGAAACAAAAAUAAUCCAGGAACAUUAUUUAACAUGUUUAAUGACCAAAUUAACUAAAUUUCAAUCACCAUUGAAGGUUCUGACAUUCAUUACAUAAACUUAUCAACUCCUGAUUAUAGGCUUCAAUUUGUAUAGUACAACUUAUAACUGAUAUUUGGCUUUGUAUUGUAGACGUGGUUUUCCUGAGUAAGAGAUCUCUAUCACAAUAAACUUACCAACAGCCAAAUGUACAGUGACCACGUUCUUUCCAGGCGACAAAGCCCAGGCGUGUAAACUGUGUAUGUGUUUUACACCGGCAAUUUUCUGUAUAUCGAGUUUGAGUUUUACAGUAUCAACGGUGCUGCCUUGGAGCAGAAACCACAACGAAUCCUUCGCUACUUUCACAGUCGUACAAAUCACGAUCACCGAGAAAAUUAGAGUACAUAUCGGAUCGGCGAUUUUGGCGCUCGGAGCGAAUUUAAUAAUAAUAGCGGCCGUCAGGACGCCGGCGCUUUGAAUGAGAUCACCCAAAACGUGCACGGCGGCUGCUCUAACGUUUAUAUUCGACGAUGAGUGGCUGUGUUGGUGUUGGCUCAAACCGUGCGAGUGCGUGUGGCACACACCGUGCAGGAUAGCACCCAUACUGGAAAAAUAAUCACCAAUUAGUGGUAUAAACAAUAAACUUGGCAACAUCGCCAAACAUGCGUCUAAUUUAUUCAUUUAUAAGCGGCAUUAAAACGCGAUAUAUUUGUAUGCUUUCUACUUUAACAGAUCGUACAUACAUAACACACUGAAAUAACAAAUUAUUAAUCAUUCAUUUUAUAAAUUAAUUAAAUAGAUCAAUCCUCGGUUCUUACACAUUCUCUCGGCCUAAUCAAAAUCAACCAUCUUGUUAUGCUGUCAAUGUCAAUUGACGGUACUGUCACCCGUCAAAUAAUUUCAAUGCGAAUCUAACCUCAUAUAAAUAUUUUAUGUUUGACGAUACAAUAUUACAAAUAAAACAAACUAAUGGAGCGACAGCGGGAGUUUCGCGGAAGAGGCACCGGUUCCUUUUCGCACGGCCGAUGGAACAACGACUUCAGGAAACCCCGUUACAAUCAAUUCAAUCCCGCCCGAUCGCAAAACAAUUCGCAGUUCGUGCAAAAUCAAAGGAACCCGGACGAGUUUAAUUUCGAUAAUGCGAACCAAGGUAAUUGGAAUCAAAAUACGAACCAAUCGUGGCACCGGCAGCGCUUCAAUAACGACCAGGGCUAUUGGAAACAAGUCUCUACGAGCAAUGACAAUCAGAACCUACGACAAUUCGGUAAUUUAAAGCGGGGAAGGAGCACACCUUAUGACAGGCCUCGUAGGGGCAGAGGGACACGUUUCGUUAAUAAUAGAAGAGAUGUACAAACGAGCAGAGAACGAGAACCCUCUCCUGAUAUCCCACCUAACCCUGUCCCUCUAACACCUUUAGAAGCAAAAAUCGAAAGACUUAUAUCGGCAGUUCAAAGCCAACCGGACAACUUGGGACAACUAAUACUGUUACAAAACAACAACGAAAUCCCUCCAGUCUUACUAAACAACGCCACCCACCAAGUAAAAAAUUGUACAUUGAAUAUCGAUAGAAACGAAUCAAACGGUUACUCGAAAUUACGCAUAAACAACACAAUCAUAGCCGAAGGCAUGUACUCGACGAAAAAAGACGCCAAAGAAGCCCUAUACGAAAUGGGGCUCGACGUAAUGAGGAACAAGUGCUUCUACAUCGCAUCGAAAUCCCACUACGAGGAGGUCUCCAUGAACGAUUUGAACAAUCAACCGAAACCCGACGAAAGCGAACCGGUGAUGGACCCCAACAGCAAGGCCAUGCAGAUGAUGCUGAAGAUGGGCUGGGGCGGGAAGGGGCUCGGCACGCUCGAGCAGGGCGAGCGCCAGAGCGUCGCCGAUAAAAUAGUGGAGAAUAUCUCGAGGGAGGGCUUGGGCGGCAGCGGACAGACGGUCAUGCAGGAGGUCGAGAAGAUUCUGGUGGAUUACGCCAAGUCGAGCAAAACGACCACGUUGGGAUUCGAUUCGGGUUUCACGAAGGAGGAGAGGGCUCAAAUACACCAAAUCGCCGCCAAGUAUCAUCUGAAGAGCAAGAGCGAAGGGGGAUUUAAUAGUAGACGGAUAACGAUUAGCAAGAAAAUGAGCAAAUGGGUGCUGGUUAGGGAGUUACUGAGCGUUGGAUUAGAAAACGAGUCUUAUAUUUUAACGAUUCCGGACGAUUUCAAACAUCUGUGGUCCGAAGAUGAGUAAUUUUUAUCGCGUAAAAUAUUUAAGUUGAAAUUAUAAACCAUGUAGUUUUAAAAAAACGCACUUACAUUGUUAUAAAUAUUUCUACUAUUUUAUUUUCUUCUCGUAAGGUGGAUUCGGUUUGUUAGUAUCGAAUUUAGUUUGUAAAUAAGCAAAAAUGUAUUUUUCUUCUACUAUAUUCUACACGUCUCGAGUGUUUUAAUCCACUAUGUGGAUUUCACUAUAACAAACAGAAUCCAAUUUAUAACUUACGAAAUUGUAUAUUACUUUAAAUCUAAGCAAUGUAUUUUAAGUAGCACUCGCAGUUUUAAACAUUAAAAUGUAAAUUUUAGUGUAUCAAUGAACGAAACAACAACAAAUCUUGCGUAUUAUUAUAAAAAAAACUACUCACACGAUAUUUACAGCCAAUCCUAACGAAGACACUGCUAUCAUAGUAUCCGCAUUUAUAGCAUAAUCUUGAUGGUACAGUCUAUGAAUAGCCAAAGCAGAUAAAACAGCCGCCAAUAACCAUAUCGUUAAAAC